Chaetomium fimeti is the source of this 2057-nucleotide messenger RNA. RefSeq lists its product as uncharacterized. Lineage: Eukaryota; Fungi; Ascomycota; Sordariomycetes; Sordariales; Chaetomiaceae. Bases 214 to 1770 code for a protein of 518 amino acids. The transcript is spliced from 7 exons. The record is from RefSeq and is a predicted model, not a curated record.
CGUGGGAAAACUCCCCGCUGCACGCGGGACAAGGCCCGUUCCGUCGUCAUCCAUAGCACCGGUACCCCAAGACAGCUAGUGCUAGCGAGGCUGUCCUAACGCCACACUCCGAAACUGCGUCUUACUGUCUGAUGCUGCCUUCUCUUCCCAUCUUGCCUGACACGCUACAAAACACCCGAACUGCUCUGGCCCUAGAGGCAAGACAUCAUCACCAUGGAUCCCGGCGGGACUGACUGGAGCGACUGGGCGUGGGAUUACACACAGAAUUGUUGGUACAGGGCCAGGAAGGAUGCCCAGGGCCUUGUGCACUACGACUUUCAAGCAGCCCAGACGGCGCCGCGGGGAAACGUCGAUGACCUUGCAAAUUCGCUCAGUAAUGUCAACCUCGGUGGCCACCAAGGUACACACUACACCCAAGACGGAGCCUACACCUAUGGCGCCCCGAUUCCCGUCGAAGGCGCCGCAGCAGCUGGCAUGUACGGCGUGUCUUCUGCACAGAGCCAUUCUGCUUUCUCCCCCAAGGGGCAAGGGAGGGGUGCCGAGUCGCAUUCCAAGCCCAGAUCGAGGGAUAAACCCUCCUCCAAAAAGCAACGGCCGAGGACCGCUAAGGCCGGCGGCUACGAAGACCCCGAGGAGGCCCCCGCGGCACGCAUGAACCGGGACCCGUUUUACCGAAAACCUGGUACGACUUCCGGUUCUGACUAUCCGUCCGCGCCCGACCCCAGUCCCGACACCUACCAGGGAUAUGCCGACUCGUACGAAUCCCCACACGGAUCAGCAUAUGCAUCCGGCUUUUCGCAGAGUUCGGGCGCAGGCCCGUCGUAUGGCCAAGGGUCAUCAGCGGAACCGGACGCGGAAGCCGAAUCGCCUGACCUAGGUACCGUGCCCUCAACGUCCGACGCCACCGAAUAUCCCGGGGUGGAGGGAGAGGAUGGCUCCAGGCGUUACUCGACGGACCAGGAAUCCGUUGCAUCGGCUACGUCGAGCGAUUUACUCAAUGAUGCGUUAUCACAAGAGGAUAUUGGCUAUACAACGGGCGAGAUCGGCUCGCCUUACUCGGGAGGAGAGUCUUCAUCGAUGGCACAGGGUCAUAUAUUUCCGGUCCCUGAACCCGAUAACGGCCGGGAAACACCAAGGCCGCUUUCCCAGCGGCCAAUGGUAACAAUGGGAACCGAAGGCUACCAACAUCAGGUCAACGGAGCCGAGAGUAUUACUUCAGCGCAAGAGCCCGGUGCGCAAGACGGAUACGUUGUCGAGCGUUCUUCCAGAUUCCAGCCCGGUGAGGUCUUCAAAAUUUUCUGGUGCGAGCCUCUCGGCGCCGGGCCGCCGAAAAGUGAUGUGAUGACCCAUCAAGUUCGCUUCGAACAGGGCGGACGGUCCUUCUAUCAAGGCCUCCGACGGUUCAUUGUGGUGGCGAACGAUGAGGGGCAUUGCACCUGCGUGCCCAUCUUAACAUAUGAGCACCAGGCCUGCAGAAAAAGGGGCGUCAAACCCCUAAAGCAUGGAAUCAUCUACCAACUCGGGAAGAAGCCUCGGAGGCUCGAGGGAGAGCCCCAGCUGGGUUUCGACGCGGUGUGCGUUAAUCUCUACGAACGAACGGAACGACUUGUCAAAGAGUCUCGCGUUAAUUAUGCGAAACUCACGACCAUCGAACACAAUUUCCCAGUCUAUUUCAUCGGUAGUAUUGACCCGGUGGAUUUUCAUAACAUUGUCCGUCCGGCGGUUGAUACUUGCUGGGAAAAGAAGAAACGGCAUGCCAGUAGUUACUAGGUUGCUUCCGUUUCGACUCUCGGCGGGUCGCCUUCUACUAUCGUCGCGCGCCAUUGCACGACACUGAACGUUUUUUGGUAUGUUUUUAGGGCUACUGCUCUGCAUCAGCUGAAAACUAGCUGGUAUUGUCUGAAAUUUGUAUACGUUGAUGGCGCGGCCACUUCUGCCUCGCUGUCGGGGGUCUGACCAGGCCCUUUCGCGGCACACAUCGGCGCCGGCCGCGCCAUCCUUUUUUUUUGGGGGAGGUCGAACCAAGGCUGAUUAGGUCUCGACAUGUUGUUUCUUUC